GGGAAUUGUAGUCCCGUCCUGUCAACGCCUUCGUUCACAUGAUCUGGCCUGGCGUUCUCGGCCUGCCGCCUUUCUCUUGCUUGGAGUGACACGUCAGACCUUGCGGCGCGUGCAAGGGAACCGGCCUGUUCCAACCCCCCAUCGGGGUGGGGGAGAGGUAAUUCUGGAAACUAUGGACAUACUCUUUAGAAUAAGAGGAGGCCUGGAUCUUGCAUUUCAGCUGGAUACUACUGAUGAGACUUCGGCGAAAAAGGCAGUAAAAUACGUUUUCAGUGAUCUGUCGACCAAACUGUCUUCAAAUGUACUGGUAUUAAGAAUUUGCCAUAGUUCAGUGUAUGUAUGGCCUAACAGCAAUAUGAACACAGUUCCAUCAGAACUGACUGAUAAUUCUGUUUGUAAGGAGAUCAUACGAUUUAUUCAAUUUGACCAAGAAGAUGAGACCAAAAGAAAACUUGCAAAAAAGAAGGAUAAAAAGUUCCAAGAUACGAAGCAGAUAGUAAAUGUAGACCUUAUGUUGGAAAUGACAUCUCCUUUGGCAGCUGUAGCCCCAGUCAUUGAAAGGGAAAACAAGAGACACCACUACGUUAACAUGACCUUACCAAUUGAUGUUGUUGUAUCUGUUUCUCCAGAAGAGCCAUGGAGGAAUGUACGAAAUCUCCUGGUGAAUGCAACUCAUAAGCAACUAACUGAUAUGGAAAGAUGCAUUUUGAAAUAUAUGAAGGGAACAUCCAUUGUGGUACCUGAACAAUUUCACUUCAUGCUACCAGGAAAAAAGCACCUUGUAACAAUUUCGUAUCCUACAGGCAUUUUAGAUAAUCGUCUAGAGACUUACAGAAAGGAAUUACAUGAACUGUUCCAUCUGCCCUCUGAUAGACCAUAUUUAAGAAGAGCGAAUGCUUAUCACUUUCCAGAUGAACCGUAUAAAGAUGGAUAUCUCAGAAAUCCACACACAUAUCUCAAUCCACCUGGCAUAGAGGCUGGUAUGGUGUAUUUGGUACAUGGUGUAUAUAGUUAUCAUCAUUAUAUGCAGGAUCGGAUAGAUGAUAAUGGCUGGGGAUGUGCCUACCGGUCUCUGCAAACUAUCUGUUCAUGGUUCAAACAUCAGGGUUACACAGAGAAAUCUAUACCUACACACAAGGAGAUUCAACAGGCACUUGUUGAUGUUGGAGACAAACCAGCUGCAUUUGUUGGGUCGCAGCAGUGGAUUGGCUCUAUUGAGGUACAACUUGUAUUGAACCAGUUAUUAGGAAUAACUUCAAAAAUACUGUUUGUCAGCCAGGGUUCUGAGCUAGCGUCUCAGGGAAGAGAACUUGCUAAUCAUUUCAAGACUGAAGGAACUCCAGUUAUGAUUGGUGGAGGCGUUCUGGCUCACACAGUACUAGGAGUGGCAUGGAAUGAGGUUACAGGACACAUUAAAUUUCUGAUUCUAGACCCACAUUACACUGGUGCAGAAGAUCUGCAUGUUAUCUUGGAAAAGGGUUGGUGUGGAUGGAAGGGCCCAGACUUUUGGAGCAAGGAUGCUUAUUACAACCUCUGCCUACCUCAGCGACCAAAAACCAUUUAAAUUCCAAUUGCAAAAAAUCAUGUUAAUCCAGAAUUUAAGACUUGAUAUAGACAGAGCUGGCUUAUUUAAAAUAAAAUGCAUAAGCUUUAGAAAACUUACUUAUUUUCAAUUUAAAUGGUAUUUUGUCAGUCAAAAGUAGUUGAAAUAAAAAUGCUAGUUGAAUUCUUUACACAGCAAUUUAAGUAUAAAAUGUCUUUUUAAAUAAAAACAUCAUCAAAAAUGGAAGAAUAAAUCAGAUUCAACUGCAUUCUUGUAUAGACAAGUUUAAUUAAAGGAGUUUCUCAAUUGCCAAAAUUAAGAUAAAGGUAAUCUAAUAUUUGUAAUGUCUCUUGCUUUCUGAAGGCUCCUGAAGUGCUUUACAAAUUUAGGGGCUGGUCCUUUAACAUUUACUCAUGUAAGCAGCUCUUGCUCAUAAAAGCAAAGAUGGCUCAUUAGUAAGAUGUGCAGAAUUAAAUGUGACUUUAAACUGACCUAAACUAUCCUUAGAGCGCCAAUAGACCCCUCUCUGUAGUGAAGUGUGGUAACUGUUUGACAGCAGCCAGUAAUAUCACACAACGACGUGAUAGGCAGGGAAUGCCACUUAACAAAAUGUUAAUCUCCUAUAGCACUUUGGAUGGAAGGAGCCAGAGAGAAACACUGUAUGUGCUAAGUAUCAACUUUGUUUUGCUAUUUACCAGAGAAGAAACUGCCCUAUUAUACAUAGUCUACAAUUGAACACACACACACACACACACACACACACACCCCUCUGUGUGAAUACCAAGUAUUCUAGAAAAAUGUCUUCUUCAAGAAGCAAAAGUAACCAAGAUUUCCUCCUCCUCAGAAGGAAACAGCAGAACAUCAAAUAUUGGGCUGCUUAGUUCAUAGACCAAUAAUGUUGUUUUUUGCAGAUUUCAGAUUCUUCACAGGGUUACAGAUUUUCCCACUUGCAGUCUAAGAUGUGAUAUCUGUUCAAACAAAAGAGCUUACUUUACAAAAUAGAAGUAUACAUCUGGAUUUAUCAAAACACUUGGCUAUAGUAUAGGAUGGCUGUUUAAUGCAUCCCUCUCUCUUUCUACCUAAAACCUAGGUAGUUGUAUUUAAAUUUUUUAAAAUGUUGUUUUGUGCAUUUAAUUGAAUUUGAAAUUUCCAUCCAAGUAGAGAUUAAUUUUUUCCUUGUGAUUUGUGUCAAUCUAGUAAGAAGUUAAGAUUUAUGCUUGAUUAAAUGAAUAUGUAUAAAUAUAGCACACUCUCCUGGUUUGCAAAAAGACUAUAUUUACUUGCAAAUCAACAUGUUUUAAGGGGUUACCAAUAAGAAUAAACCUUUAACUAAAAAUAAUUAAAAGCUAUUAUUUAAUUCAAGCUUACCUUCAUGUUGAUUUUCUAAUGAUUAAAAUCAGUGAUUUAAAUAGCUUUGAUUUAAAUCCAUCCACCCUGACCCAAUGCACAAAAGUAAUUUGGCCUUUUAUUGGAACACACAUGUGUCGUGGCAGCAUGUUCUUCUAUGCAACAUUAAUAUUCUGACUGAAUAGCAGCCUUACCACAUAGGUAUAUGUGGAUGCAUUGAAGGGCCGUGCCUCACCACCACUACUACAUAUCUACUGACAAAUUCAGGUAAUGUAUUUAAAUACUGAGUCUGAGAUUUUGGUUUAAAAAUAUUCUGAUAUGUAUUAAACCAGUCCUGGCUAAGCGUUUAAUUUGUAAACUAUCAUAAACUACAUACCAUCUGA
This is a messenger RNA of Terrapene triunguis (Three-toed box turtle), 3273 nucleotides long. RefSeq names its product UFM1 specific peptidase 2 (gene UFSP2). The coding region runs from base 173 to 1564 and encodes 463 amino acids. The record is from RefSeq and is a predicted model, not a curated record. The transcript is spliced from 12 exons. NCBI's taxonomy places the organism in Eukaryota, Metazoa, Chordata, Testudines, Emydidae.